AUGACUACAAAGGGCUCCAGAGCCUUGAACCCGGAGGAACGGAAACGAGGCGAGAUUGCUCUCAGCGAGUUCGCCGAGUAUGCCGAAAAGCAGCAAGCUCACCGUUCCGCGAUUGCCGCUCCGAGCGAUAGCGGCUAUUCCACCGGUACUGCCAGCGUGUCGCGCGACUUCGAAGACCAUGCCGAGCUGGAGAUCUUGGACCAGCUCGGCUUGACCGAUACCCCGCGCGCCAUCAAGCUCAAGGAUCUCCUACUUGGAACCGGAGACGCCACCGAAGAAAGUAUACAAGUUCUGGCUAGUACGAUACAAACUCGCGUUGAUGUGGGCCAGGGAGAGACUCUCUUCGACCUUGGCCUUGAAGACGGCGGUGAUUCAAUGGGCUUCGACCUCCCUCAGUGGGAGACUGCACUCCAGCGCCUGCGCGAGGCGGCGGAAACCAUUCCCGCACACUGUAGGAUACUUCUUACCUACAAUGUUGGCGGCCCCGAGGAAUCUCCAGAUGCACCUAAUAUUGAGGAGAUGGCAGAGAUCCGCAUCGCUGUGGUCGGCAAUGUUGACGCCGGUAAGAGUACUAUGCUUGGUGUACUUGUAAAAGGCAGCCUCGAUGACGGUCGAGGUCGUGCUCGAGUUAACCUUUUCCGCCACAAGCAUGAAAUCGAGAGCGGCAGGACCAGCUCCGUGGGAUUGGAGAUUAUGGGGUUCGACAGCCGGGGUGAAAUUGUCAGUAACUCGCAAGGUCGAAAGCUCUCCUGGGAAGAAAUCGGAAAACGCUCGGCCAAGGUGAUCUCUUUCUCCGACUUAGCUGGCCAUGAGAGAUACCUUCGCACUACCGUCUUCGGCAUGCUAAGCAGCAGCCCCAAUUACUGUCUACUAAUGGUUGCUGCCAACAAUGGUCUGAUUGGAAUGAGUCGUGAACACCUGGGCAUUGCGCUGGCUCUCAAUGUCCCUGUUAUGGUGAUCGUCACGAAAAUUGACAUUUGCCCGCCACAGAUUCUCCAGGAGACCCUGUCUCAGCUCGCGAAGAUUCUCAAGUCGCCUGGUGCGCGGAAGAUCCCGAUCUUUGUUAAGGACAUGGAAGAGACCAUUAAUACCGCACAUCAAUUCGUCAAAUCUGGACCUGGUCCGAACGUUUCUGAACAUUCUCCCCAUCGGGGCAAUUACAACCCGGAUGGUCCAUUUGAAUUCCUCAUUAAUGAUACUUUCUCCGUGCCGCACGUGGGAACAGUCGUCUCUGGGGUCGUCAAAUCCGGGGUGAUCCAUGCGGGUGACCAGGUGGUGGUUGGUCCCGACUCGCUGGGUCAGUUCACCACCACUACGAUCAAGACUAUUGAGCGCAAGCGAAUACAGGUGAACGCUUGCUUUGCUGGUCAGUCUGGAUCCUUCGCGCUCAAGCGUGUGCGUCGAAAGGAAGUGCGUAAAGGAAUGGUUGUGCUGAAGAAGUCGGAGGAUCCUCCCAAGGUUUACCGUGAAUUUACUGCAGAAGUGCUAAUUUUGUCACACGCCACCACUAUUAAACCCAAGUACCAAGCCAUGCUGCACGUUGGAGCGGUCAGCCAAACCUGCUCAGUGAUUGACAUUGACCGCCCCUUCAUUCGAACCGGAGACCGGGCCCUUGUUGCAUUUCGUUUCAUGCAGCGCCCCGAGUUUCUUGCGCCGGGCGACCGAGUGUUAUUCCGUGAAGGGAAAACCAAAGGACUUGGCAUUGUGAAGGGCAUUGGGUAUGAUCCCGAACAUCCCCUCAGCCCAAGGAACGGCGAAGAUAGGAACACCGCCACGCAGCCGGAGCCAAUACGAGGGAGUGAAGUAACUAAAUAA
Messenger RNA from Penicillium waksmanii, 1815 nucleotides. RefSeq names its product putative GTP binding protein (GTPBP1). The coding region runs from base 1 to 1815 and encodes 604 amino acids. Gene Ontology annotation, biological process: translational elongation. The transcript has 5 exons. The record is from RefSeq and is a predicted model, not a curated record. Gene Ontology annotation, molecular function: translation elongation factor activity; GTP binding; GTPase activity. NCBI's taxonomy places the organism in Eukaryota, Fungi, Ascomycota, Eurotiomycetes, Eurotiales, Aspergillaceae.